Messenger RNA from Melospiza melodia melodia, 787 nucleotides. Its product is annotated as NAD(P)(+)--arginine ADP-ribosyltransferase 2-like. NCBI's taxonomy places the organism in Eukaryota, Metazoa, Chordata, Aves, Passeriformes, Passerellidae. The record is from RefSeq and is a predicted model, not a curated record. The transcript has a single exon. The coding region runs from base 1 to 750 and encodes 249 amino acids. Gene Ontology annotation, molecular function: NAD+-protein-arginine ADP-ribosyltransferase activity; NAD+ poly-ADP-ribosyltransferase activity.
AUGGUCCUCCUGGCUCACACCCUGGCACUGCUGGCAAUGACUGUGGCCGCCACAGCCAUCAAGGUGGUGCCCCUGGACAUGGCCAGGGACUCCUUCGAUGACCAGUACCGGGGCUGCGGCCCUGCCAUGACCAAGGCAUUGCCAGCACUCUACAAAUUUGAGUUUCAGAAGAAUCCUCUCUUUGCCAAGACCUGGAUGAAGGCUGAGGCUGAGUGGCGCAAGCGGGGCUCCCAUGUGUCCCCUUUGAUGUCUCCAGGCCAGGCUGUCGCUGUCAUGGCCUACACAAUGAAGGACAUUUACAAGGACUUCAAUGCAGCCGUACACGUGGCUGGACGCUCCCGCCAGGAAUACCGGAACGACUUCCACUUCAAAAUGCUGCAUUUCCUGCUGACCCAGGCCCUGGUGACACUGAGGCAGGCUCAGAAGGGGCAGUGUCACCAGGUGUACCGGGGUGUGCGUGACGUCCAGUUCCAGGCGCGGCAAGGCCAGAGGGUCCGCUUUGGUCAAUUCACAUCAACAUCUCCACGUAAAGAGAUUGCUCUGCACUUUGGGACAGACACGAUAUUCCAAGUGCAGACGUGCCAUGGAGUGGAUAUCCGGCAGUUCUCCAUGUAUCCAACAGAGGAAGAGGUGCUGAUCCCACCAUUUGAGACCUUUCAGGUCACCCAAGUCAUCUGGGAUGGGAAGAGGACAUGGAUCUGGCUCCGCUCCGUCGGGACCUUCAGCAAAUACAACUGCGCAUUGCUGUGAGGUGACAGCACUGGGGACACCCUGGGGGGAUGCGGAC